This is a messenger RNA of Nymphaea colorata (pocket water lily), 1558 nucleotides long. Its product is annotated as histone acetyltransferase of the MYST family 1-like. Gene Ontology annotation, biological process: regulation of DNA-templated transcription. Gene Ontology annotation, molecular function: histone acetyltransferase activity. The record is from RefSeq and is a predicted model, not a curated record. Bases 61 to 1356 code for a protein of 431 amino acids. The transcript has 9 exons. NCBI's taxonomy places the organism in Eukaryota, Viridiplantae, Streptophyta, Magnoliopsida, Nymphaeales, Nymphaeaceae.
AUAUUCACGUAAAGAACGAUAAACGAUGGGAGCUCCUCUCCCUCCUCUUCUCCGAUAACCAUGGGUGCGAUUGAUUCGGAGAGAGGGGGCGUGGCCUCUUGCAACGGGAAGCCGCCGGCGGCGGAGGCCGCCGGUGGUGGAUCGACGGAGGCGGAGAAUGGCGGGUCUCAGCAGCGGAAGGGCGGGGCGACGCCGCUAGAGGUCGGGACGCGCGUGAUGUGCCGGUGGAGGGACGGCAAAUUCCACCCCGUGAAAGUUAUCGAGCGGCGGAAGCUGCAUGGCGGCGGUCACAACGACUACGAGUACUACGUCCACUAUACAGAAUUCAACAGAAGGCUUGAUGAGUGGGCUAAACUUGAACAACUUGAUCUUGAUUCAGUUUGGACUGAUGUGGAUGAGAAGGCAGAGGAGAAGGCGACAGGUUUGAAGAUGACACGUCACCAAAAAAGGAAAAUUGAUGAGACCCAUGUUGAGGGACAUGAGGAGCUGGAUGCUGCUAGUCUAAGGGAACAUGAGGAGUUCACUAAAGUGAAAAAUAUAGCAACUAUAGAACUUGGGAGGUAUGAGAUUGAAACAUGGUACUUUUCACCUUUUCCUCCAGAAUACAGUGACGUAUCAAAACUGUACUUCUGUGAGUUCUGCCUCAAUUUCAUGAAGCGCAAAGAGCAGCUCCAGAGGCAUAUGAGAAAAUGUGACCUGAAGCAUCCCCCAGGUGAUGAGAUAUACCGUUGUGGCACAUUAUCAAUGUUUGAGGUUGAUGGAAAGAAGAACAAAGUAUACGGACAGAAUUUGUGUUAUCUGGCAAAGUUGUUUCUUGAUCACAAAACACUUUAUUAUGAUGUUGAUUUGUUCCUUUUCUACAUACUUUGUGAAUGUGAUGAUCGGGGAUGCCAUAUGGUGGGAUAUUUUUCAAAGGAAAAGCACUCAGAAGAGUCUUAUAAUUUAGCUUGUAUACUCACUCUUCCUCCUUAUCAACGAAAGGGAUAUGGAAAGUUUCUCAUUGCAUUCUCAUAUGAACUGUCCAAGAAAGAAGGAAAGGUUGGGACACCUGAAAGACCUCUCUCUGACCUUGGCAAUCUGAGCUAUCGUGGCUACUGGACUAGGGUUUUGCUUGACAUUCUGAAGAAGCAUAAAGGCAAUAUCUCCAUCAAGGAGCUCAGCGACAUGACAGCAAUAAAAAACGAAGAUAUAUUGUCUACUCUUCAGAAUUUGGAUCUUCUACAGUACAGGAAAGGGCAACACGUUAUAUGUGCCGACCCCAAAGUGUUGGAUCGUCAUCUCAAGGCUGCAGGCCGUGGAGGUCUUGAGGUGGACGUUAGCAAAUUGAUCUGGACUCCAUAUAAAGAACAAGGCUGAUUGCGUGCCCUUUCAUUGUCUUGUACAAAAGCUUCGCUCUGCUGAAUGGUAAUUUAUAUAAGUUCUGUACUUGCUUAGCAAAAACCACAGCAGAUUUCUCCUGUCAAACACGCACAAUUUCGCACUCUGAAAAGCAUGACGUGAAUGAACGGGAAAUGCCAAAAAUAUAGGAAAAAAAAGACCAUAUGAUUUUUUAGGUUCA